AUGGACGAACAAGACCCUGGACUGCAGUUCUUUCCCGACGGCAACGUCGACUUGUACGGUACUCUCCGUGUAGACAAGGAGGCAACUCAAGAAGAAAUCAAGAAAGCAUACAAGAAGCUGGCGCUCAAGUUUCAUCCGGACAAGGUGCUUUCCAAUUCGGCAUCGGCUGGCGCUCAAGAUGCCAUCCAACAGUUUCAAAAAAUUGGCUUUGCCUAUGCGGUGCUCUCUGAUGAGGUGCGAAGACGUAAAUUCGACAACACCGGUUCAACCAAAGAGCUCAUGGUGGGCGAGGGCGAUGCAGAUUUCGACUGGAACGAAUACUUUAAGGAGCUCUGGACGGGCGAAGUUUCGCGUCAAACGUUGGACGAGUUCAAGAAAAACUACCAGGACUCUGCAGAAGAGAUAGAGGACAUCUUGGCUGCCUACGACGAGACACAAGGCGACUUAGCUGGCAUUUUUGAACAAGUACCCUGCAGCGAAUUCCUCGCUGACGAGGACCGAUUCAUCCGCAUCAUCGACCAUGCCAUCCAACAGGGAGACAUCAAGGCGACGCCCCUCUGGAAGCGUACCAAGAAGGACGGCGCACUUCGAAAGGCGUUGCGUCAAAAAGCACAGGGCGAGGCGGCGGAAGCUGAAAAGCUGGCCAAAGAGCUAGGUGUCUGGGACGAUCUCUUCGGCUCUGGUAAGGGCAAAGGAAGGCCUGCUCGCACAUCCAAAUCCUCCGCCAACCCGAAGAACGGAAGCAAGCCCGGCAAAAUCGAUAAAUCCAAUUCAAAAGCAAAUCAUGACCAAGCUGACGAUCUUUCCGGACUCGCAGCGCUCAUCCAGCGCAAGAAUCAGAACCGCGUUUCACAGUUUGACGACAUGAUUGCCAAACUGGAAGCAAAAGCGGGUGUCAAAGAGAAGCGUCCUACCGACGAAGAAUUCGAUCGUAUCCAAGCCGACAUCAUGGCUCGCAAGAAUCCAGGCAAGGAGAACAGCGGGGCCGACAAGAAGCGCGCGUCUUCCGCCUCGACCACAGCUCCGUCAAAGAAGAACAAGGGUAGCAAGUAG
Messenger RNA from Mycosarcoma maydis (corn smut), 1053 nucleotides. RefSeq lists its product as uncharacterized. The transcript has 2 exons. Gene Ontology annotation, molecular function: heat shock protein binding. Gene Ontology annotation, cellular component: cytoplasm; nucleus. Bases 1 to 1053 code for a protein of 350 amino acids. Lineage: Eukaryota; Fungi; Basidiomycota; Ustilaginomycetes; Ustilaginales. The record is from RefSeq and is a predicted model, not a curated record.